CCAUCAUUCUCUCUUCCUCUCCCUGCUCCUUUUAAUAUCACCCAUUUCCUGUGACUUCAAUUUUAAAAUUUCUAUUAGAAAUUUAAACGACAUGUCGGCGUCCCAUCGCCGAGCCACCACAAACCACAUCGCCGUUCUGGCCUUCCCUUUCGGGACCCACGCAGGGCCUCUUCUCACCCUCGUUCGCCGCCUCUCGGAGGCCGCCCCGCACCUGCGCUUCUCCUUCCUCAGCACCGCCAGAUCCAACGCUUCCAUCUUCUCGGGGGGCUCAACUCGGCCCAACCCCAAUAUAAGGCCCUAUGACGUGGGGGACGGCUUGCCGGAGGGCUACGUUUUCGGAGGCAACCAGGUGGAGGUGGUGGAGCUCUUCCUGAAUGGGGCGGCGGAGAGGUUUAAGAAGGGGAUGGAGGCGGCGGCAGCGGCGGCCGGGGAGGAGAUCGGGUGUGUGAUGAGCGAUGCGUUCUUCUGGUUCGCGGGGGAUAUGGCCGGAGCAAUGAAAGUGCCGUGGGUGGCGCUGUGGACGUCCGGGCCUCGGCCUCUGUUCCUGCAUCUCGAAACGGAUCUCAUCAGGGAGAAUCUCAAAUCUUCUGGAUCAAGAGAGAAAUCCCUGGACUUCUUGCCCGGACUCGGUUUCUCAUCAAUGCGCGUAGCUGAUUUACCCGAAGAAGUCGCGUCCGGGAGCGCAGACUCACCCUUCGCAGACAUGGUACACAAAAU
Messenger RNA from Momordica charantia (bitter melon), 717 nucleotides. RefSeq names its product anthocyanidin 3-O-glucosyltransferase UFGT. The record is from RefSeq and is a predicted model, not a curated record. Gene Ontology annotation, molecular function: quercetin 3-O-glucosyltransferase activity; quercetin 7-O-glucosyltransferase activity. Lineage: Eukaryota; Viridiplantae; Streptophyta; Magnoliopsida; Cucurbitales; Cucurbitaceae.